CAACAUUCCAAACUGAAGAGAAUUCAUUAAUUCAUUCUUUCAGAAUUCUAAACCCUCUUUUAAUCUGCAAAAAUUACUGAGCGCGUUUCUAUGAGCAAUCCAGUGGCAUAUUUUUACACCACAAGGAAGAGGAUUUCACUUCAGGUACCGAGACCCAAAAGUGCAGUUUACCGUGACCUGUCGAAGAAAGUCAAGUUCAGUCUUGGUGCCAGGCUGCGUGAAACGGGAGAGAUGUUCGUUGUGCCCGACUGCCACCACAAUAUGAGCAUCAGAGAGCUAAAAAACACCAUGGAAUUAGUGGUUGGGAUUCCCACAGACUUCCAGAGAGUAUGCUACCUGGAUAAUGGUGACCUAUGUGAUGACACCACUAUCCACUGUAAUGACAUCGUCCCUGGAACUACUGUCACCCUGAUGAUCUGGCCUUAUGAUGGAUGGUCUGAGCUUGUGAUCGCUGCAGCUACUGGGGAUGUAUUCAAGGUGAUGUGGCUUGAAAGAAGAACCUAGAAUAGUCUACAGCAGUCCUACACAGAGACUCUCUAUGUCUCAGGUCAUUAUUGAUCAUAGUAACAAAAAAAGUAAGGUUCUGAGUGGUGCAGCGGUCUAAGGCACUGCAUCUCAGUGCAAGAGGUGUUACUACAGACCCUGGUUCGAUUCCAGGCUGUAUCACAACCGGCCGGGGUAGGCCGUCAUUGUAAAUAAGAAUUUGUUCUUAACUGACUUGCCUAGUUAAAUAAAGGUUAAAAACCAUCAUCACCUAAUAGCAAUACUGCAUUUCUUUACGAGACUUGCUGAAAGACCCACCAUGGACACAUGCCUGCUGUGUCGAACGGUUGAUUAUUUUAAACAAUUUACUAUUUUUAAUUCCUGAAGAUGUAACUUUUUGUAGAUACCGAGUUUUUCCAGUACGCUGGCAAUAUCUGUCAUGUUAAUUUGGCCACGGAAAACAUU
Molecule: messenger RNA, 948 nt
Organism: Oncorhynchus gorbuscha (pink salmon)
Lineage: Eukaryota; Metazoa; Chordata; Actinopteri; Salmoniformes; Salmonidae
Product: ankyrin repeat domain-containing protein 60-like
Exons: 2
Coding region: 91-504 (137 amino acids)
Molecular function (GO): protein binding
Source: RefSeq, a predicted model, not a curated record